Messenger RNA from Frieseomelitta varia, 782 nucleotides. RefSeq names its product semaphorin-1A-like. Gene Ontology annotation, biological process: negative regulation of axon extension involved in axon guidance; semaphorin-plexin signaling pathway; neural crest cell migration. The annotation marks the transcript as partial. NCBI's taxonomy places the organism in Eukaryota, Metazoa, Arthropoda, Insecta, Hymenoptera, Apidae. The record is from RefSeq and is a predicted model, not a curated record. The transcript is spliced from 5 exons. Gene Ontology annotation, molecular function: chemorepellent activity; semaphorin receptor binding.
UUUCGAUGUUAUUGUUCCAGGACCGAAUUUUGUCAGCUCGUUUGCGUACGAAGAUUACGUCUUCUUCUUUUAUCGAGAGACUGCCGUCGAGUACAUGAACUGUGGCAAGGCGGUGUACUCGCGGGUCGGUAGAGUGUGCCAGCACGACAAGGGCGGACCUCAUGCGUUCAGCGACAGAUGGACGAGCUUCCUGAAAGCGAGGCUCAACUGUUCCGUACCUGGCGAAUACCCUUUCUAUUUCAAUGAAAUACAGUCAACGAGCGACGUCACGGAAGGUGUUUACGCCGGCGAGCGUGCCCGAUUGGUUUACGGGGUGUUCACCACCCCGGUAAACUCGAUCGGUGGCUCGGCCGUUUGCGCGUUCUCCAUGAAGAACGUCCUCGAAGUCUUCCAGGGUGCGUUCAAGGAACAGGAGACCAUAAACAGCAAUUGGCUGCGAGUACUUCCGGAGAAGGUGCCGGAGCCUAGGCCCGGUGCAUGCGUGAACGACUCCAGGACACUUCCAGACGUGACCGUAAACUUCGUGAAAGCGCACCCACUCAUGGACGACGCGGUCCAAUCUUUCUUUGCAUUACCUGUGAUAACCAAAGUCAGCUUCAAUUACAGAUUUACCAAAGUCGCCGUGGAUUCCCAAGUGAAGGCGUUGGACGGCAAGGCCUACGACAUCCUGUACGUCGGAACAGACGACGGCCGAGUUCUCAAAGCGCUCAAUACACGCGCGCCUGACUCCGUGAGCAACGUUAGCCAGGUCAUCGUCAGCGACGUUCAAGUACUCAAGUACG